Molecule: messenger RNA, 2213 nt
Organism: Alosa sapidissima (American shad)
Lineage: Eukaryota; Metazoa; Chordata; Actinopteri; Clupeiformes; Clupeidae
Gene: tafa3b
Product: TAFA chemokine like family member 3b
Exons: 5
Coding region: 470-868 (132 amino acids)
Molecular function (GO): receptor ligand activity
Source: RefSeq, a predicted model, not a curated record
UCCAGAUAGCAGUCUGACUUGCGAGUCUAAAAAAAUCUUUGCGAACGAAGGGAGACCGCUCCCACGAAAGGAACUGGAAUACACAACUAGGAAGGGAAGGUCGGUUCGCACUCCGAGCUCUCCUAGAGCUGAGCGGCAACUCGCAGACCCGAAGUUUGGUUUCCUCGUGAUGGGGACGCGCUAAAGCUGCCGGCGUGGGGAACUUUCCGCGGCUGCUCUCUCCUGCGGGCGCGGCUGCCCAAGAGGAAGAAUCAUCGCAUUUCUGGCACGUGUCGGGACUACUGCGGGCCUGCAUCCUUUUUUGGGAUAGUAUAAUCUCCUCUGCCCAUCCUUGCGCAGUUGUGUGCGGGUCUAGAGCGGGUGCGUUGCCCGGGAAAGGAUACAUCUGGCUGACUUGUGGCACGUAAUGGAGGGGAAAUGAGAGCGCAUUUCUAACUGGAAGAACACGGGCACACACCGCACCAACAGAAUGCGGGAGCGGGACCUCCAGACUUCGUGCACGUGGGCCCUACUGCUGACCCUCUGCCUGCUGUCGCUAUGGGGACGACUCACACUGGCUUCCUCACACAGGACACACAUCGUGCAUGUGAAAGCGGGGACAUGUGAGGUGAUUGCCGCCCACCGCUGCUGUAACAAGAACAAGAUCGAGGAGCGAUCGCAGACCGUCAAGUGCUCCUGUUUCCCUGGGCAGGUUGCCGGGACGACGAGAGCCGCGCCCUCAUGCGUGGACGCGUCCAUCGUGGCCCAGAAGUGGUGGUGUCAGAUGCAGCCAUGUGUGGACGGUGAGGAGUGUAAGGUCUUGCCCGAUCUCACCGGCUGGAGCUGCAGCACCGGCAACAAGGUCAAAACCACCAAGGUGACCCGAUAGUCCACUGGCAGCCCCGACCCCACGCCCCCACGCCACGCCUCCCAGAGCAUUCACCAGGAACACUGGAACCAGACCAUACCUGAGCAACCGGACCACUGGGCUACACCUGGACUACAGGACUACACCUGGACAACAGGACUACAUCUGGACUACAGGACUACACCUGGACAACAGGACUACACCUGGACAACAGGACUACACCUGGUCAACAGGACCUAAACAAGCGACAGGACUAGGAGGGCAAACCCGUUCCUGUGCUACACGAGGGCUCGUGGGUUGCAUGUGGCCAGCAGGGCUGACCAUGAUAUCAAGGGAAACAUAACAGAGAGGAUUACGGCUAGUCCAGAGGUCUGAAAUCUACCUGGACACUGUAGAUUUGACCUGCCUGGGCUUUGCAUUAUAACACUGGAACUUGAAGGGUCAGCUGAUGCGAUGAGGCUAGGCAGCAGGACCACCCCUGGUGUGGGGGUCAGAUCCUGGAGCUCAGGACUGGACUCAGACCCUGGAGACUCCCUGGAGGACUUAGAGCCCUGAACCAGAACCCAAUUUAGCCACUCGGAGCCCCACCGGCUGCUGGCUCUAUCUCUCUGUCCACCUCUGAGACCGGCUAUCUCUGGAUCAGAGUCAGUCGGACGGACUGCAGAGUGCGGUCCAGAAGCAGCUGGGUAUUGGUGGGUGGCUACGUAUCUUAGGAGAUGGAGACAGGGAUGAGAGAUGUUAGUAGCCUGUGGCCACACACACACACACACACACACACACACACACACACACACACACACACAUGACCAAACACACAAAUAGGGAAAAAUGGACGACCUAUACUCUCAUUCAUUCAUACUCAGUCUCUCCAGAGGCAUUUUUUUUUAUUUAUAUUUUGCUUUUUGACCCUCAUGAGACUCCGUCUCUGGUGUUGCUCAUGUUCUAGAUACGUUUUCACCCUUUUUGAUGCUUCCUGUGACCCUGUGAACUUUCAACUUUCACCCUCUGACCACAGGAGGGCCUUGACCUCUUGAAUCUUGACCAUGCCAGAUACUGACACUGAAUCUUGGAGUGCUCAACCCAGACACACACAUACACACAACACACACAGAGACAAACACACACACACACACACACAACCCCGUGUAGAAUAUCUGCAACUGUUUCCUUUCUUUUUUUCUUGCCUUUUUUUCUAAAGACUGAGCUCGACUCGACAUCAGCAGCGUGAGACGGGCUGACUAGAUGUCAUGGUACAUAAAUAAUCAUGUAAAAAGAGAAAAGGAAGCUUCGUAUAGCAAAUCAGAUAAAAGAGAUCUCUGACGGUUUUACUAUCUGUGUUUUUAAAGGCCUGGUCCCAACUAUUGAG